AUGUUUCCACCCCCCGGGGCAAUUGAGUCAGAACAAUCAGGCUCAUCGACUCUUUCCACCCGUCCAGGAAUUCCAGAAGCCGCACGGACCUUUCCCAAGUCCAGUGCUGACCGCCCAGGCUACACGCAUGCACAGCACGCCCAGGCACACCGCCCCCCGAGCCAUAGCGAAACACCAGUAAACAGUGGCAUCAGUAGCACCAGUAGCCCUGGUGAUAGCAAUAGCCUCAGUAGCACCAGUGCCACCAGUAACCCCAGUGCCACCAGCAGCCGCAGCGCUGUCCCGCCCCCGUUGCCAGGCACAGCUCCGAACGAGCCUUUGUUGCAGGAAGCAGUGGGGCCCGGAGCUGAGAGCAGGGCGGCGAUCGGAACUAUCGCGACAGUGCCGAGAGCUGGCGCCGGGAUCUCGGCCGUGCAGCUUCCGGGCUCCGUGCUUGGGCGGUCCAAGGCUCCUGCCCGCCCUGUCCGGCCGCGGGCAGUUGGGACCUGGGGCUGGCAGCGGGCUGAGCUCUCCAGCAUGGAGCCUCGGAAGGAACCGGGCGAGAGCCCCCCCGAGACCGAAAUGCAGCAGGAGGACGAGAAGGAGAAAUGCUCCGAGUGCGGGCAGAGCCUCCCGGCCGGCUGGCAGCCAGGGACGCAGCGGUGCCCCCAGCCUGGUACCCAGCAGCGCUUCUUCUGCACCCACUGCGGCCAGAAGCUCUCCAGCUUCCCCCGGCGGCAGCGGGGAGGCACCCAGCCGGGCACCAAGCUGCGGUUGGGCUGCGCUGAGUGCGGCAAGAGCUUUGGGAGCAGCUCUGCUCUCAACUGUCACCGUCGCCUCCACACUGGGGAGAAGCCCUACAGCUGUGGUGAGUGUGGCAAGUGCUUUGCCAGCAGGUCUGCUCUCAGCUGUCACCAAGCCAUCCACACCAGGGAGAAGCUGCACAGCUGCAGUGAUUGCGGCAAGAGCUUCACCAGCAGUACGACUCUGAUGUGUCACCGUCGCCUCCGCACUGGGGAGAAGCUGCACAGCUGUGGUGAGUGUGGCAAGAGCUUCACCAACAGUUACCACCUUAACAGGCACCGUCGCCUCCACACUGGGGAGAAGCCCUACAGCUGUGGUGAGUGUGGCAGGAACUUUGCCCGCAGCUCCACUCUCAGGGAGCACUGCCAAAUGCAUGGCGGUAAAAAGCAGUUCCCCUGUGAGGCGUGUGACAAGAGCUUCACCAAGAGCACUGCUCUAAUCCAGCACUGGCACCUCCACACCAGGGAGAAGCCGUAUGGCUGUGCUGAGUAUGGCAAGAGCUUUGCCCGCAGGUCUACUCUCUGGCAUCACCAUCACAUCCACAGUGAGGAGAAGCCCUACAGCUGCGGUGACUGCGGCAAGAGCUUUGCCUACAGCUGUGCUCUCAGGGGUCACCGUCACCUCCACACUGGGGAGAAGCCCUACAGCUGCAGUGGCUGUGGCAAGAGCUUUGCCUACAGCUCUGCUCUCCGCAGUCACCAUCGCCUCCACACCAGGGUGAAGCUGUUCAGUUGUGGUGAUUGUGGCAAGAGCUUUGCCUACAGCUCUGGUCUCCACAGGCACAAAUGCCUCCACACCAGUGAGAAGCUGUAG
This is a messenger RNA of Indicator indicator, 1596 nucleotides long. RefSeq names its product zinc finger protein 660-like. Lineage: Eukaryota; Metazoa; Chordata; Aves; Piciformes; Indicatoridae. Gene Ontology annotation, biological process: regulation of transcription by RNA polymerase II. Gene Ontology annotation, molecular function: RNA polymerase II cis-regulatory region sequence-specific DNA binding; DNA-binding transcription factor activity, RNA polymerase II-specific. The record is from RefSeq and is a predicted model, not a curated record.